Asparagus officinalis (garden asparagus) is the source of this 642-nucleotide messenger RNA. Its product is annotated as jacalin-related lectin 3-like. Gene Ontology annotation, molecular function: carbohydrate binding. Lineage: Eukaryota; Viridiplantae; Streptophyta; Magnoliopsida; Asparagales; Asparagaceae. The transcript has 4 exons. The record is from RefSeq and is a predicted model, not a curated record. The coding region runs from base 1 to 642 and encodes 213 amino acids.
AUGGAGGUGGUUUCUUUUCCUAGAUUUACAACAGAGAAAAGAUCAUCUAGUAUUGGUGGCCCUGUACCCUAUGGUCCUUGGGGUGGAAGUGGUGGAACAAUAUUUGAUGAUGGCAUAUACACUGGAGUUAGGCAGAUCAAUUUAUCUCGAAAUGCUGCAAUCACCUCACUAAAAGUGAAAUAUGAUAGAAACGGGCAAGAAGUGUGGGGAAACAAGCAAGGAGGAACCGCAGGAAUCAUAACCGACAAGAUAAUAUUUGAUUAUCCAUUUGAGGUCUUGACGUAUAUUACUGGUUAUUUUGGUCCCACUAUGAUGAUAGGGCCAACUACUAUAAGAUCACUUACAUUUCACACGACAAGAAGGAAAUAUGGACCAUACGGAGAUGAGGAAGGAACAUUCUUCUCUUCUUGCUUGGCAGAAGGAAUGGUUAUAGGUUUUCAUGGAAGGAGUGGAUGGUACAUUCAUAGUAUCGGAGUUUAUGUUCUUGAAGGAAAACUAUCACUGCCUCAAACUCCUGGUGUUCUAUACAACGGAAAUGAUAUGCAGUUGGAGAUGUAUAACUAUCAGCAAUCAAACAAGCUUGUUUUUACAAGCAGGGGAAAUGAAGGGGAGGUACAAUGGGCAUCAGACAUGAAAAUGUAA